Messenger RNA from Aspergillus ruber CBS 135680, 654 nucleotides. Its product is annotated as nuclear transport factor 2 family protein. The record is from RefSeq and is a predicted model, not a curated record. The transcript has a single exon. The coding region runs from base 7 to 396 and encodes 129 amino acids. Lineage: Eukaryota; Fungi; Ascomycota; Eurotiomycetes; Eurotiales; Aspergillaceae.
ACCAACAUGCCCAGCAUCCACGAAAGAAUUCGCGACGACCUCCUCCUUCGUGAGCGUGCUCUCUGGACAGCCCUCACCUCUGCCGACCCAGCUCCAGCCGUCGAAAAACUCAGCAGCCGCGAGGCCAACUUCAUCUUCCCGCAGAAGCCCGUCGUGACCAUUGACGGGACAGAACCGUCGUUAGAGGAUGUUGUCCAGCCGCCGUUUCACCGAUUCGACUCAUUUUCAUUAGUAGACACAAGGACGAUUAUUCUGGACUUGAUGGCAGGUGUCGUCACAUAUCAAAUCACGGCCAGCAAGGGGGACCAGAUGUAUAAUGCAACAGGGUCAUCGACAUGGAGUCAGGGGUCGGAUGGAGAGUGGAAGUUGGCUUGCCAUCAAGAGACGUUGCUGUGAUUAUGCCCGAGUUCACGUUGCAUGCCGUUACGAUAAGGAUUUUAUUGCUGUAUAUAUUCAAGGUUCACAUAUAUUUGGUAUUCGACAGACAUCUAUAAGUCAGAAACAUUGAUCUCACGAGCUGUGACCAGUGUGGAUCUACCCCGUACAUAUGCAGACUAAAUAAAACCACUGCAUGUGUUAAGGAUCCGCGUGCUUAUAUGAGAAACUGGCCAAGUGUUCUUGUAUAGAGAUAAAAGGAAGAGAGCUCUGUAUAGA